AUCCUACUGCUAACCACCACAGUGAGAAACCCCUCCAUUUCCCCUCCAGGAAAAAGAUUAACACACACAAGAAACUCAAUUGAGCUACAAAGAGAUCAAGUAAGAGAUUAAAAGAAAAAAAAGAAGAUGUGUUUGGUGUUGUUUUGCGAAGAGAAGGAGAAGGUGGUGGCGACGCAGAAGGCGCCCGGGAGUUGCCCCUACUGUGGUGGGGUGGUGAUGGCGAUCGAUGUCGAGAGCACGAGGAGCCUCUUCUGCCUCCGCAUCUGCCUCCUCAGCAAGAGGAAGUUCUCCUGCACCCGCUGCUCCCGACACUUGGUUUCUACUAUAUAUGAUCAGUAGUUAAUGUUAAUGUAUUGUCGAUCGAUUGAUACAUUCCUCUUUCCUUUUCCUUUCUCUUUUCCUUUUUAUGGGUCUAGCUAGUUUUCGGAUCGAUCGAUGCAGUUAAGGUUAAUGCUUUCGGAGUGUAGAAUCGCCUCCUAUUUCAUCGAUUUAACUGCAGUUAUA
Messenger RNA from Ananas comosus (pineapple), 504 nucleotides. RefSeq lists its product as uncharacterized. The coding region runs from base 127 to 339 and encodes 70 amino acids. The transcript has a single exon. NCBI's taxonomy places the organism in Eukaryota, Viridiplantae, Streptophyta, Magnoliopsida, Poales, Bromeliaceae. The record is from RefSeq and is a predicted model, not a curated record.